Symbiodinium natans is the source of this 798-nucleotide messenger RNA. The record is from the annotation of a GenBank genome assembly. Lineage: Eukaryota; Dinophyceae; Suessiales; Symbiodiniaceae.
AUGUGCCAUGGAGCUUUCCUUGCAGCAGUUGCGGCCAUCAAGCAGCAUUCCUCGAGGUCCACCAUGGCCAAGGCCGCUGCAAAGAUUCAGCUGCACGGGCUGCGGUCGCUCGCCUCGGUACACGGCUCCAAAGUGCCGGACAGCACUGCGGAGCCGCAGAAGAACACGGCCGAGAACGGCUCAGAGAGUUCAACAAAGAGGUUCAACUUUGCAGCUGUUUCCUGGUCCCCGGGCACAGCGCAAGCCGUGCCAGGUACGGGCACAUUGGAUAGCGAGCCGACAGGCGAGAAAGUCGUAGAGGAUCCCAGCUCAGCGAGAACAAAGAGAGAUCGAGUCUCGGAACAGGAGAUCUCCUACUCGAUCGUCAUCGCAGGAUUUGCCAGGCGAGGGCGACCAAACGUUGCGGCAAUGUUUUUGGAGGCCAUGGUCGAGCAUGGUAUCUCGCCAAAUGUCUUCGUCUUCAAUGCUGUCAUCGCCGCGUUCGCCGGACAUGCGGAUGUGGCUGAAGCAGCGAGUUGGCUUCGAAGAAUGAAAGAACACGGGGUUCAGCCCAAUGUCAUGACCAUCACUUCCCUCAUCGAUGCUUGCGCCAAGGCCGGCGAAGCCGCUGAGGCAGUGAGGUGGUUCCGAGUCAUAGAUGAGAUGGGUUUGCGGCCCAAUGCCGUAUCCUACAACGCCGUCAUCAAUGCCUUCGCAAGGCGAGGUGACUGCUUUGGUGCCAUGGACUGGCUUGAGCGCAUGCAGCACGACGUGGAGCCCGACCAGGCUGACACAUGCUACAGCCGAAUGACGGCAUGA